CAAGUUUUGAAACCGUUGAUGCAAACAGAAAGAACAGAAUAGCCAAGGGGAAGCGGAGACUAGAAGCGAGUGUUCCCACUGCACAUAGCGAUUCCACUCGUUCUCGUUCUCGUUCCUCACAUUCACAAUCACAAUCACAAUCACAAUCGCCAUGCCUAGGGUUUCAUCAUCGACUCCUUCUAUGGCUUCCACACUCAGAGCCUACGCGCUCCCUAUUCUUCUCUUCGCCGGAGCCAUGUUCUACCAGCUCUUCCUUAUUCCCAACGCCUUCCCUCCUUCCCAUUACGACGUUCUGCAAAUUGAGAGCUAUAGUUCGGUCGAUAAAGUCAAGGAGGCAUACGACGAGCUUGAAUCUAAAUGGAAUUCAGCUGUGGAAGUUCUUGAUAUUCAUGAGUUCUUAAAGAUUCGAUAUGCUUAUGAGUUGCUGACAAAUCCUUUAUGGAAAAGAGACUAUGACAUAUUUGGUAUUGAUGAACAACUUCAUGUUGUUGAGAGUGCCAGCAAGCGUUAUGCAGGAAAACGUGUUUCAGAAUUGGACUUCCCUUUACUACAGGCCCCUUCUGGAUCUAUAGAUCAUCCUUCUAAAGUCAUUACUGCUAGUGACUUCCAGUAUAUAUUUCCAGAUGCAAAGCCAUGGCUAAUUCAGUUGUAUUCAUCAGGGAGCGAACGUUGUGCUCAAUUUUCCGAGUCAUGGAAUAAGAUUGCUUCUUUGUUGGAUCCGGUUGCAAACAUUGGUAUGGUGGAGCUUGGUGAGAAGGAGCAUGCCAUAUUCCUUGCUGAUAGAAGAUCAACAGGCAAGCCAUUUUUUAGAAAUGGAAUUCCAUCUCUUGUUGCCAUUCCUGCUGGAUGUCGAGCUACUAAAUGUAUUAAUAGGUUUGUUGGUGAGCUUACUGUUGACAAGGUUACAAAUUGGUUUGCAACAACUGUAUUGGCUUUACCUCAAAUUAACUACUACUCAAAGGAAACACUGGUGCCAAAUUUUCUCGGUAAAACUAGCCAUCAUAAGGUAAAAGUAAUAUUUUUCUCAAAAUAUGGGGAGCGUGCUGCUCCAUUUGUACGACAAGCAGCUAAAGACUAUUGGGCUUAUGCUUCAUUUGCAUUCAUUCUCUGGCGGGAAGAGGAAUCUUCCUAUUGGUGGGGAGCAUUUGGGGUGGAAUCUGCACCUGCUAUUGUAUUUCUUAAAGACCCAGGUGUCAAACCUGUUGUUCACCAUGGUUCAGUUAACAAUUCAUUUUUUUUUAACAUGAUGGAAAAUAAUAAACAGCAAGAGCUUCUGCAACUAAGGAGUGUGACAUCAAUGGAGCUAGGCUGUGAUCCUCAAGGCUAUUCUCGUGCUGGUUAUGAUACAGUUAUAUGGUAUUGUGCUGUCGCAGUAGGAAGGCCAAGUCUGGAGUUGAACAAAAUGCGUGAAACUAUGUGCAGGGUCCAAGAAACAUUGUCUAAGCAUAGCCAGGAGGAUACAUUGUCUGAAAAUCAAUCCUUUGCUCCAGCUGUGGAUGCAUUUAAGAGAAGCCGGUUGACAUUUGCUUGGCUUGAUGGUGAAAAACAGAAGGAUUACUGCCAAUUUUACCUUGGUCAUGCGGCUAGCGAUCACACUUGUGGGCAACGACGGGAUAUGACUGAUAUUCCUCGGCUAUUUGUUAUUCGUUUCCUGAGGAAUAGUAGUGCUGUUGAUUUGAGAACACAAGAAAAGACAACGUGGAAAUCAUUACUCGUCCAAGAUCUAAUGAAUGAUUCUGAUCUGGCAGGCCAGUUUGUAGCUGGGUACAAGGGAGAAAAUGAUGUUUCACAGAUAAUCCACUGGCUUGCAAAUAUUAUAGCGGAUGGUGACUCCAGAGACUUGCCAUUCUUUACACUACGAACUCCUAAGCUUGUUCCGGAUGACACAGAACCUAUUUGGUCCAAAACUGCACAGAGUUUUCCUUUGAAAAAUCUGAAGCAAAGUAUUCUGAGUGGUCUUAGUGGACUCUCUGUGCACCUUGAGGAUCCAAGAGUUGGCCCCUUUUUGCUUCUAGGUGCAUUAAUUUCUUUGGGUACCAUCUGGCUGCGAAGGAACCAACAAGUUCAGCCAUUCAAACCAAGUCAACCUAGUUCCAAUCAGCCAUCUGAAUCAAACCAACCUAGUUCCAAGACAUCAUCCCAGGAUGAAAGAAAACAGAAACCAAGAGACCGGCUCCGGAGUCGGCCAAAUAAAAAAGCACCCCCUUCUAUGACAGAUUUGGAGCCAUCGGAUGCUUACCAGAUGCCACUAUCAGAUUCUGAAUCUGAGUAGUUUCUGUUUGGUUUCUCCACGAGGGAAAGGAGCUUUUCCAGACAUAAAGUUACAUGUUCUGAAGGUGAAACUCUUGAAUUGAAUUCAUGGUUUGGAGCCAGAUAAUACAAGAUUGCCACCAUGUCAACAAGACAACAAAAGAUCAGCAUGCGUAUAUCCCUUCUGUCAGAUUCCGAGAAUGAAAAAAUGAAAUGUGUCUAUAUUAUAUUGCGAAUUUGACUGUUCCAUACGUAAAUUUGUUUAGUAUUUGGAUUUGGAUAUUUAUUCAUGUCUGUCAAUUCAUAUAGCCUAGCCAGAUGCUUUAACCAAAAUUGAGAGUUUAAAUUAAGUAACCUGUGAAAAGUUUAUCGUAA
Molecule: messenger RNA, 2625 nt
Organism: Cajanus cajan (pigeon pea)
Lineage: Eukaryota; Viridiplantae; Streptophyta; Magnoliopsida; Fabales; Fabaceae
Source: RefSeq, a predicted model, not a curated record